AUGGGCAAGCGGUGGGUCCGCGAUGGGCGGCGGAUGCAGGGAGCAGUGUCUUCCGAAAAGGUUCCUGAUGGAUGCGAUGGCAUUCUUGUUACAUCGGCGUGCUUGGACCCCCGAACGGUCGCAAAAAGCGCCGUCCGGAUCCUGCACGACUACGUUUCUGCCUUCUCGUUGUUGCAUGACGAGUGCGCUACUCUAGAGGACGAGCUUGCUGCUUUGGCUCAGGGCAAGGACCGUCUGCUUACGAUACCCACGGGUGUACGCGGGUUCGUCUUUGUCGGCUGGACACGCGAUCCCAUGUGUCCAGAUGCAAACGCUGUUGUGGACUGCCUUAGAAAAGCGCUGACAGAGGAAAGGUCGUUCUAUCAGAUCAGUCGAAUCUACCCCGUGCUGGCUACAUCAGGGUUUAGGACAGCAGAGAUACACCGCGGCACCACCAGAGCAGUGACUGCCUACCUUGGUGCACUUGAGAGUGCAGACUCAUCCAUUAAGGGCAUGUGUACAGAAGAGCGGCCCUUCUUAAUUAGAGUCUCUGCAACCAUCCGCCACAACACGAGCUGCGACGCCAAGACUGUCGAACAAGAAGCCUCCGAUGCAGCUUUAACGGCGGCGCAGACCCUUGGCUGGCAUGUCUCUGUCAUGCCUGCAGGGUCUGACGCCUUUCUAAUUAUCAACAUAUGCAGAACCACCGCCUAUUACACAAUGAGGGGCGAUGAUUGCAAGAUGUCCUAUGCCACGGUGGGCUCGCAGUAA
Molecule: messenger RNA, 750 nt
Organism: Giardia duodenalis
Lineage: Eukaryota; Fornicata; Diplomonadida; Hexamitidae
Exons: 1
Coding region: 1-750 (249 amino acids)
Source: RefSeq, a predicted model, not a curated record